Messenger RNA from Stereum hirsutum FP-91666 SS1, 1018 nucleotides. RefSeq lists its product as uncharacterized. Gene Ontology annotation, biological process: lipid storage; phospholipid biosynthetic process; lipid droplet organization. NCBI's taxonomy places the organism in Eukaryota, Fungi, Basidiomycota, Agaricomycetes, Russulales, Stereaceae. The record is from RefSeq and is a predicted model, not a curated record. The coding region runs from base 51 to 959 and encodes 302 amino acids. Gene Ontology annotation, cellular component: endoplasmic reticulum membrane. The transcript has 3 exons.
CCUAACCACCAUUGGACUCCAUACGAACACCGCGCAUCUUGAGGUCUCUCAUGCCAGACCUACGAACAUAUGCACUUCUCGCCACAGGCGUCGUGGUCUCAUGGGCCACAUACCUCUCCAUCAAGAACAACUCCUACCUUGACACGUCCAAUCCGCUCCUCACAGCCCUUCCACAUCCACUGCAUGCAACUCAUUACUUCGCGUCGAAGAAGAAUAUCCUAAAUAUACUCUUCAUUAAGAAAGCCUGGGGAUGGACAACUGCCGCGUUCUUCACCCUCUUCUUCCUCUCCACACCCAAAUCCAUCACCCCAGCCUCCUCGGGUAACACCUCCUGGACAUUCCGAAGACUGCUACAAUAUGUACUUGCAACCGCCUGUUGGCUUUUCUUCUCCGCUUGGUUCUUUGGACCACCCGUUCUGGAUAGACUCAUCACCGCCUCAGGCGGAGAGUGCGUCCUUCACCUCCCAGGCCCACACGGAGCCUACAUCCCCGUCCCUCCACAAUACUGCACCGACCGUAUACGGAUAUCUCCCGCCACACAUCCCGAACUUUUCCCCUCGCCCCUCAUCAGCGCUGCCGACCUCCUCUCCAAAACAGGAACACACGCUGAAUGGGCCGGUAUUCCUAGACUGAGAAGGGGUCACGACGUGUCAGGCCACAUCUUCUUGUUGACGUUGUCGAUAUGUUUCUUGGCGGAUCAGCUGAGACAAACGUGGCAGGCAAAGGGGAAGAAAGGGGAAUGGUGGGCUGUGGGUGUGUUGACGAAUGCAGGCAUGAUCGGGCUUUGGUUGUUUGCGAGUUGGGUGACGAGUUUAUAUUUCCAUUCCCCGUUCGAGAAAGUUACAGGGUAUCUCCUUGGCGUUGCAUGCUUCGCUGUCACGCAGAUCCCAUUACUCCUGUCAAACGAUGUUCCCACUUCCACCAAAGUACCAGCUCCCACCGAAGUUAGAGAUGAAUAGAGCCAAGGCGGAUGUUUUAUUUCCACACCGUCUCUUUGAUGUCGCUACGUCAGAUACGA